AUGGCGCCAUUUUUGGACACGCCCUCGUGUGACGUCUUUCCAGAACUUGGUCUCGUGACAGCGGGUUCAUUUGUCAGCUGUUAGCAUCGCCACCGUCUCGGUCUGUAACGGUCAUGUUAUUCAGCUAGCUAAAGGAAAAAACACUUACGAAAUCAUUUCAACGACCACUGAGGAUGUUGUCCCGUCUUCUGAAGGAGCACCAGGCGAAGCAAAAUGAGCGGAAGGAGCUGCAGGAGAGACGCAGGCGUGAAGCUAUAGCUGCAGCCACCUGUUUGACAGAAGCCCUGGUAGACCACCUCAACGUUGGUGUUGCUCAGGCAUACAUAAACCAACGUAAGCUUGACCAUGAGGUGAAGACUCUACAGGUGCAGGCGAGCCAGUUCUCCAAACAAACUGCUCAGUGGAUCAGUAUGGUGGAGGGUUUCAACCAGGCCUUAAAGGAAAUUGGUGACGUGGAGAACUGGGCCCGCAGUAUUGAGAUGGACAUGAGGACCAUUGCCACAGCUCUGGAGUACGUACACAAGGGUCAGCUUCAGUCUGCCUCCUCAUGAAAUGAAUGACGUGAAAGGUGUUUACAGCUGAAACAGAAAUCUGGUCGUGGACUGUCGUCAGCACAGAUAGAAGCAGUAGUGACUCCUCUCAGAGGACUGAUGCUGAGCAUUACUUUGUCCAGAGAAACGUUGAAGUUGCAUUUUACAGCUAACUGCACCCGUGCAUCACUGUUGAAGUGUUUGUGUGAGGAACAGUAUUAACCAGGGUAACCACACACGGAUGCUGAUAUAAAAAUAAGAUCUUUCUCUGACUUUGUUGCAUGUUAAGUUAGUUAUGUUAGUUCACCUGCUUCUAAUGAGUAACAGGUUUAAGGAGCCACAGAUUGUCACCCUUUCAUUGUCUGCAGUGUCUCCUAACAGCAUUUUUGGGAAUGUUGCUGAAAACUGAGUCAUGUAUGUCUGUGUGUGUGUUAUACAUCUGUGUCAGACAACACAACGUUUUGUUACAAUUUGUUGAUGGAACAUUGUUUUUAAUAAAUUCUUCUUAAAAUGCA
Messenger RNA from Lates calcarifer (barramundi perch), 1045 nucleotides. It is a transcript of the gene bloc1s1, whose product is annotated as biogenesis of lysosomal organelles complex-1, subunit 1. Bases 174 to 551 code for a protein of 125 amino acids. Lineage: Eukaryota; Metazoa; Chordata; Actinopteri; Centropomidae. The record is from RefSeq and is a predicted model, not a curated record. Gene Ontology annotation, biological process: endosomal transport. The transcript has 4 exons. Gene Ontology annotation, cellular component: BLOC-1 complex.